AUGUCUGCUCAUCUCCUACACGACCAAUGCGUUCCCUGGAGAAUACAUCCCCACCGUGUAUGUUGUGAAGAGACCCCGAGACCACCGCGUACCAGCGCCGCCAGCUUGCAUACCCCUUGCUCACACUGCUAUUUCUACUGCUCCAGGUUCGACAACUACUCGGCCAGCGUCAUGGUAGACGGGAAGCCCAUCAGUCUCGGGCUCUGGGACACUGCUGGUCAAGAGGACUACGACAGACUACGUCCGCUCUCCUACCCGCAGACCGACGUGUUCCUGAUAUGUUUCUCCAUCGUCAGCCCCCCCUCGUUUGACAACGUCAAGGCAAAGUGGUAUCCCGAGAUCGAACAUCACGCGCCAAACGUACCCAUCAUCUUGGUUGGCACCAAGCUCGACCUCAGAGAGGACAAGGCCACCGCAGACGCUCUCCGGUCCAAGAAGAUGGAGCCAGUCUCCUACGAGCAGGCCCUCGCAGUCGCAAAGGAGAUCAAGGCCCAGAAGUACCUCGAGUGCUCUGCUCUCACCCAGCGCAACCUCAAGAGCGUCUUUGACGAGGCCAUCCGAAGAUACAUAGAUCUCCUUUCCUCGACCAUUCUCUCCCCCAAAUUUACCGCUACCAUCCCCCAGCCACAGCCGCAGGCCCGACGACUACACCACUACAUAACUCCGAGCCAUCCCUCCAGAUGCGAAACCUGCAAUAACCUUCCAAAUCCCGUUCUUUCUACCUGUUUGUUUCCGCCUUUACCGAUUUUUAAUGACGAGCGUUUCUCAUUUUUCCACCACCUUCCUGCAUUUGGGACGGAGCAACUGCUCGUACUGCAAGGUUAUCUCUUCAUCCAUCUUCUCUUCUUCUUCUCUUUCUUCACACUUGACGAAGUAAAUACAACUAUUCCAGAUAUCACGAAACCAAAGUCUCCCUCUCUGUCCUUCCCUUCGUUUGUUUACUUAUGA
Trichophyton verrucosum HKI 0517 is the source of this 948-nucleotide messenger RNA. RefSeq lists its product as uncharacterized. Gene Ontology annotation, biological process: cortical cytoskeleton organization; actin filament organization; small GTPase-mediated signal transduction. Gene Ontology annotation, molecular function: protein kinase binding; GTP binding; GTPase activity. Lineage: Eukaryota; Fungi; Ascomycota; Eurotiomycetes; Onygenales; Arthrodermataceae. The transcript is spliced from 3 exons. Gene Ontology annotation, cellular component: cell cortex; cell projection; cytoplasmic vesicle. The record is from RefSeq and is a predicted model, not a curated record. The coding region runs from base 1 to 948 and encodes 315 amino acids.